GUUAAUGCAGACGGUUGAUGUGCAGGAUGUCGGGGUGAGCAAGCUGCAGAUGUUGUUCCUGCAGAGGUGGGGGCUGAGGUCGUCUAGGACGGGUCAGGGCGGAGGAGCUGCAGGCAGGAAGUUGUACCUCAAGACCAGAGAAGCUCUGACGCCCGCCAAGGGUCGGCGGAGAAGAGGGCGUGGCAAAUUGUGGGACUUCAGUGAGGGUAGAGACCUGCCGCUGCAGGGUGGAGCAAGGAGUACAACACAACAGUUUAACCUGAACAGUGUUCCUGUUGGCAGGCCGGAAGCCAAACCACCAUCAUUAGCUUCCUUGUCUUCCCCUCACAUGCGAUUCUACACCGUUCAAACCUCCUCUCCCUUCACCUCCUCCUUCCAGCCGUCACCUGCAACCUCCUACGUGUCUUCAGCAGCAUCCCUCCUCCACAGCACCCCUCUUCCUCCUCCACCCCCCCCUCCUGCUCCUCCACCUCAUGAGGAGCAGCCUGAACACAUUGAUCGUCUGCUGGAGGAAGUGAUGAUGGGCCUUGACAUUUUACCAAACAACAACAACAAUGGUGCUCCUCUUCCAGCCAGCAGCAGCACUGGUGCCUAUGCCUCCUGCAGCACUUUGACCCAAAAUAAACAACAAGGCAGCACCACCGGUCCAGGUUCUGAUGGGUCGACCCAGGUUGUUUCUGUAGCAAGAGGAGGGGGCAGCCUCGCCCCUGCUAACAGUGAGGUUCCCGUCCUGCAGCAGCAGGGGGAGGGAGAGCUGAAUGAGAUGCUGAACCAGUUCCUCCAGUCGUUUGAGCGGCACAUUGAGAACUGUACCGACCGGGAUGAGGGGACCGCCAAAACCCCCCACACUCCUCAUCUACAGAAUACACACACGCAGAGUGAUGAAGCUCAAACCCCACAGAGACGAACAUACAAGACUGUCAGUGCUGCUCCCCCCAAACCUGCAGAGAAAGUCAAAGCACCAGCCAGACGGCGGAGAAGAAAGAAUGAGUAUCUGUUCUCCCUGGAGAGAAAGAAAAAGAGGGUGAGGGUGAGGAAGCCGGUGUCAUCGAGUGACGCGAAGACCAAAAUUGUUGAUGACGGAGUGGACAAGCAGCUAAAGCAGAUUCCUGUGGUGAAACUGGAGAGGAGAGGCCUGCUGCCAGCCAGAGUCGCACUGCAGGAGUGCAGCUGUCUGGAAGUCAAGAAACCCUCAAAAGCAACAUCCACUUCAUCAUCAGUGACACGUGAAUGCUCCUCUGAAAAGCCUCAGACAGUCUCAUGGAUAACAAAGACGUACCCAAUCAGGAGCAGGUUUAGACAAGCACAAAUCAUGGACAGUAUGCCCUUUCUUGAGGAGCCACUCCUACACAAGGGGCCACCCAAAGCAAACCUACUAAGCCGCAGGACCAAGAAAAACGCAAAGCUUCUCAGUUUAUCUAAUGAUUUAGUGAGUUCAACACCAGCAAUUCAGCCGCAGCCUGUGGAGCCCUGCGACACGGACGAACAACUAGAGAGAAAUCAAGAGAGACAUGAAGACCUGACUGUUCAGCCACAGGAAGAGACAGAGGGACCUACAAGGAGGGGAGAGAAGAGGAGAGCAGAGUCAGAGGAGGAGACAAGUGAUGACGCCACUGUGGCCAAGAGGGUUUGUUUUGAGCAAACGGCACAGCCGACCUCUGAAACACUGGGCUCCGAAUCUGCACCAGCAACCAGAAACUUAAAAGACAUCUCCAGUGGAGGACAUUAUUUACAAAGAGAACGAGAGGAAGAACCAGCGUGGAGAGGUUUCAAACUCAGAGAGACUGAGGAAAGUUUGAUGGAUGAACACCCGGAGAGCUGCGAUGAGGAGAUGAUUGACGUGGGCGGCCCGACUCCUCCACUCUGCUCUGUUUCACCUUCUUCACAUUCUGUAAACGAUGUCAUUCUGGGGUCGACGGGAAGCUGUGAAGAGGACAAAGACGAGGACAUAGACGUGAUUGGCAGCUCCAGUCCUGCUCCCGAUCCAGUGAUCAUUAACUGGACACAGUCUUCAGAAGGAGAGGAAGAGGAAGAAGACGAGGACAUCGAUGUCAUCGGAGAAAAGACAGACAACGUUUCAUUGUUGGUCUUUGCUGCUGUGAGUAGAGGUGAGCUUGUUGACAGAAAAUAUCAGACCCAGAUGUUCCAACGUUAGCAUCUGUGAGGUCCAGCCCAGUUUUCGUUUCUACUCGUCUUCAGUUAGUUUUAUUUCAGAACGCAUCCCUGAAUUAGUUUCAUUUAGCCGUGAGUUAAAGGGCGGUUGCAGGAAGUCAAGAUAGAUGUGGUCUCAACUGUUUUUAUUGUGUUCACUUCAUUGAUGAAUUUAUGUUCUCCUAUUCCAUUUAGUUCAGGAUGGAGGAGUUGUGAGCUAUUUCUUUGGACUGAAAGAGACAAAACAAAAGUUGUGCAUCAUAACGCAUUAAGACACUUUCAGCAGCACGACUGUGUAGUUUAUAUGCAGCUAUUGAGUUUCAGCUCUGGAGUUGAGCAUACAGAUCUUUUUUAAACUGUCAAAGGUGACUGAUUUUGUUUAGUUUUUUUACUUGGAAGCUAUGUAGCUAAUGUUUUUAUGUAGAAAUGACAGGGUUGUUACUGCUUAGUUCAGUAAUUUGUGAUUGUUCAGCAGAAAUAUUCAACAAAGUUUGUUUUAACUGUCAGGUGAGUUAACACUAACCAAACAACUGACCAAAAAAAAGAAAAAAAUCAGGUUAAUGUACCGUCAAAGGAAUUAGGAGUUUUAUUAGUUGUUACUCUGACUAUGACCGUUUUAGUUGUAAAUAUAAUUAAUAAUGUCGGCCUCAGUUCUGCCGCAGUUUGUAAAUGUUCCAGGAAAACUUGUGUCUUCCUUGUUUUACUCAGGUUAUGUUCGAUCGUGUUCCUCAUGGCACUUCUGAGUCUCAAACUCUGAUUUCUACAAUAAAGAUUCCUCUGUAGUUCC
Centropristis striata (black sea bass) is the source of this 2938-nucleotide messenger RNA. RefSeq lists its product as uncharacterized. Lineage: Eukaryota; Metazoa; Chordata; Actinopteri; Perciformes; Serranidae. The record is from RefSeq and is a predicted model, not a curated record. Bases 5 to 2155 code for a protein of 716 amino acids. The transcript is spliced from 4 exons.